Molecule: messenger RNA, 1009 nt
Organism: Fusarium verticillioides 7600
Lineage: Eukaryota; Fungi; Ascomycota; Sordariomycetes; Hypocreales; Nectriaceae
Exons: 3
Coding region: 1-891 (296 amino acids)
Source: RefSeq, a predicted model, not a curated record
AUGGUCAUCCUGCCCUUGAACACGAGGAUUGAACACGAGGAACUUUCGGAGGGCGCUCGGGAAAGAGUCCGCGAAUUUCGAUCAAAUCUUGAUAUCUCAUCGCUGUUGUUUAAAACGACUUUAGUCGAGGCCUUUUGGAAAUCGGCACCUGGGUCUAAAGAAUUCUACUUAAGACUUGUUGAGCUUCUUGCCGUGAGCUGUCACAGUUUUGCUGUUGACAUCUUCCAGCUUGAUGAAGUCAUUGAGAAACAUAAAAUCUACGAUGUUUGGAGAGAUUUUCCCAGAGAUAUGAACAAAUGGGAUUCAUUCCGGGAUCCAACGGCCUUUACGCAUGGACCUUAUAUUGCCGUUGACCAAUAUCCGAAUGGACCUGCAGAUAGUGUAGGAUACUGGGCUGAAGCUAGAAUAUUCGGUGGCGUCAUUGUAUUUGAUAGAGGCGAGGAUGGUACCGAGAGUCGACAACUAUACUUCCACGGUUGCCGCCGCAAAGGACCACGAACGAUAUACCCUCCGACAGACCGGCAAUUCGAACAAAUGAUUCAGUUCCUUCUGGACGAUAGUGAAAGUCAUGAUAACCCGUUCCCUGUUCUAGCGACACCGCAGAACCGUUGGCGCUGGGAUCCGUGGGAUGCAAUGGCGCAUUACAAUAUCUACCGCGAUAAGUUUGAGCGAAAAGUCAGCCCCAGUAAAGGGAAGCCAUGCGUUCUGAACUCUAUCGACUGGCCCGAAAUCAAGGAUGACCUAUACCUCAUCAACGCGAUGCAUGAGCGGCUGGAGGGGAAGUCCGUGGAUGAAGAGGAGAUCGCUGCGGCUAAAGAGGGGAUAACCAAGAUUACUCCAUCAUCGCCGUUAUGGUCGGACCAAGGACAGCGGACAUACAAGGGAAUCUAGAAGAUGGAUGUGUAUCAAUAAAACUCCCAUGUUACUACGUAUUAAAUAUUACUGGGUGGUUGCUUAUGAAGAUCUGCGUUGGAAGAAAAUCGCGCAUCUGCAAGUGAACAAGCACCAC